This is a messenger RNA of Linum trigynum, 4304 nucleotides long. NCBI's taxonomy places the organism in Eukaryota, Viridiplantae, Streptophyta, Magnoliopsida, Malpighiales, Linaceae. The record is from the annotation of a GenBank genome assembly.
UAAUUCCCCCACCAUCCUACAAAUUCAACCCCAUCAAGAUUAGUUUCUUACGUUUACGUGUAGUUACCCAUAAAUGAAACAGUCAGACUAGUCAACUGUCGAAGUACAACCAAACAACUCUCUCCUGCUUUGUAGGAGAAAAUUCCUCUACGUGGAGCUAUUACCAUGCAGAAAAACAAAUGACCGAAAAUUAGUAGUCUCUUCUCUUUCGCUUCGCAAAGAUUGUGGAUCUCAAAGUAGAAACUGAUCAAACGUGUACGUACGUGUACGUACGUGUAAGUGAAAAGGAGAAGAAAAUGUAAAAAAGAACACACACCCACGCACGCGAAAAAAAGAUGCUCCCAUUUCUCGAAGAGAAAACAAUGCACCAUGUAAACCUCAACACCGUCGCAAUAAGAAAAUAAUAGCGUCGACUCGUCGCAAAAAAAAAAAAAGAAGCUCCGAUGUCGAAUACCACUGCCGCUGCUCCUGCUCCCACAACGACAGCAUCAUCGCCGCCACCUCCCGCAGCGACAGCUUCUCCUCCGCCACCUCAGCGGUCACCACCGCCCCCGACAGAGAAGCCAAAGCAGUCGCCUCCACCGGCAGCGACCAAACAACCACCCACGAAAUCGCCAGCUUCGGGCAGGACACCCCCGCCGCCACUUCUAGACCCCAACGCCCAACCGUUCGUGUCGCCGCCUGCUCCUCCGGCCGAUGUCCUCGCAGCUGCGCCGAGGCGGCCGCGGCCGCUCGGCCCGCCGCCGCGUCGGGAGAAUGGAGGCGAUAAGGGAGGAAGGUCGCAAGGGAAUAAUAAUAAUAAUAACGUGGUCGCUAUUGCUGUUGGUGUCGUUGUGGGAGUAGCGGCGAUCCUUUUCAUCGCCUUGGUCUUGUAUUUUUGCUUCUGUAGAAAGAGGAAGCGGAAGGAUGAGCUUGCUUACUAUUCCUCCGCACCCCCUCCUCACAAAGGUGGGGGUUACUACAUUGCUUCACCUAAUCCAGGUAUGAUGGCCGGGUACUACGCCGCUUCCCCUCCACCACAAAGUUGGCAAGCAGGCAACAAAAACGACAAGAAACACGGACCAGACCACGGACAACAACAACAACAAUACAUGAUGUCCCCGCCGCCCACCGGCGGCGGCAAUCGCUGGCAGCAAUCCCAAACACCACAGCAACAACCGCCACCCACCCGCCAGCAGGGCGCCACGUCAUCGAGCGGCGAGUACAGCUCGUCCUUCUCCGCGGGCCCGCCCGCCCCGCCGCCGCCGCACCCGGGGCUGGCGCUGGGGCUCCACAACAGCAGCACGUUCAGCUACGAGGAGCUGCAGGCUGCGACCGACGGGUUCGCCCAGUCGAACCUGCUCGGCCAGGGCGGGUUCGGUUACGUCCACAAGGGAGUGCUGACCAGCGGGAAGGAAGUGGCGGUGAAGAGCUUGAAAGCCGGGAGCGGCCAAGGGGACAGGGAGUUUCAGGCCGAGGUUGAGAUCAUUACUAGGGUUCACCACCGCCAUCUCGUGACGCUGGUGGGUUACAGCAUUGCUAGAGACCAGAAGUUGUUGGUUUACGAGUUCGUGCCCAACUCCACGCUCGAGUUUCACCUUCACGGUAAGAACCGGCCCACGAUGGACUGGGCCACCCGCCUGAAGAUCGCCAUUGGAUCCGCCAAGGGACUGGCCUACUUGCACGAGGACUGCCACCCACGUAUUAUCCAUCGAGACAUCAAAGCUGCAAAUAUUCUACUCGAAUACAAUUUUGAGGCUAAGGUGGCGGAUUUUGGGUUGGCUAAGUUGUCACAGGACAACCAUACUCAUGUAUCAACUCGUGUGAUGGGGACUUUCGGGUAUCUGGCUCCAGAAUAUGCAUCAAGUGGAAAGCUUACCGAAAAAUCCGAUGUCUUCUCGUUUGGUGUUGUACUGCUUGAGCUCAUAACGGGUCGUCCGCCUCUAGAUCUUCAAUCUAACAUGGAUGAAUCCUUAGUGGAUUGGGCUAGGCCUCGAUGCUCGAAAGCAUUGGAAGACGGGAACUGCCAGGAAUUAGCUGAUCCACGUCUCGAAGGCAAUUACAAUCCUCAAGAGAUGAGUCACAUGGUAGCUUGUGCUGCUAAUGCAAUCAGACACUCUUCCAAAAAGCGCCCCAAAAUGAGCCAGAUUGUUCGGACAUUGGAAGGGGAUGCAUCGUUGGAGCACUUGUGUGAUGGAGGAGUGAAGCCAGGGCAAAGCUCAUACUUUGGACAAGCAUCUUCCGAUAACUUAGAGUAUGAUCAGAGCUCAUAUAGUGCAGAUAUGAAGAAAUUUAGAAAGGCAGUAUUGGAGGACCAAAGCAGUGAAUAUGAUUAGACUAGCGAAUAUGGGACUUAACCCCUUCUGCUUCAGAGCAAUGAAGAGCGAUGUCCAAAAAAGCACUAGGUUAGAACAAUAUUAGCUUUGUUUUCUUUGAUUACAUUUUUCUUCUUUAUUUGAAUUUGGAUAGGGAGUUUUGAUCAACAGAACAGAGUCAUCACCAGUUGCAUAUGGGUUUCAACUUUUUUGGGGGGGAAUAUCAUAAAAAUAGCAGAGAAAUUGACACAUAAAUGCACAUUUUGGCACGGUUGCUUAUGAUUAAGGAUUCUUAGAUUAUUAAUAAUAAUAAUAACAAGUAGCUUUCGAUCAGAUUUAUAUGUUUUUCUCUUAUAUUUUACACAUAGUAUACCCCGUUCAUAGCAAAUGUGUUCAGCUCCAUCACGAGCUCCUUAGUGCAAGAUCAUUGAAACAACAUAUGCUCGACGACAUUGUUGCACAACGCAUACAAUAUCCAACAUACCCAUUUUUAACUCGUUCAAUCUUGUCCUCGAUAUUUAUAUAUAUAGUCAUUAGUCAAGAAUCACCAGCCAUAAGGUAUUUAGAAAUAGAAUAGUAUUUACACACCAUCACCUAGUUUAAUUCCAGGUUCACCAUUCCGAUUGGAUGUUCAUAACUUAUUGGAAAAGUUAUCUUCAAUUAGUCCAUCAGGCCACCCAUCUUAAUAUUUUGUCGGAUGAAGGAUACCUUUUGGUCUGUAGUCAAAAUGCCAGCGCAUUAUCACUACAAAAGUGGUGAGUUUUGGAGACGAAAAAUGUUGUCUCCUAAACAUGGAUUUUUCGUCUCCAAAUCUUUAGAAGACGGCAAAUUUCGUUCCCACGGGUGGUGCCUAUAGGUUCCGUCCUCUAUUCUUUUGGGAACAAAAAAUGAAAGUCGUCCCCAAUAUUAGGGUCACAUAGUCGUCUCCAAAACUACAAAAAUUCUAAUUAAUUUAUUUUCUUUUUUCUAGGAUUUUAGGACAAUAUGUCGUCUCCUAUGCAUUGUUUUUGGAGACCAUAAGUGUCUCCUGUGAAUUGUGUUAUGGACAAUAAGUCGUUCCUUAUGAAGUAUUUUGCAGACAAUAAGUCCUCCCUUAUGAUGGGUUUUCGAGACAUUACGCAUUGCUAAAAGCUAUCUUUAAAGACACAUGGUCAUCCCUAAUGCAGUGCUUUCGAGACAACAAGUCGUUCAUAAAGAACUAUCUUUCGAAACAACAAGUUGUUCCUUAUGUGGUAUUUUUCGAGACAGUCAGUAGUCUCUUAACAACUAUUUUUUGGGACAACAAGUCAUCUCCUACGAAUUUUUUUUGUAGACAACAAGUUUAUGUAGCUCAUGGGAUUCAAUGUUGGCAAUGAGCAUUCCAAUCUUUGGCCUAUUUUUAAUUGAAAGACCGAGGUAGCAAUUCAAUUGUCAUUCAUUUCUGGAGUAAAAAAUUUACCCUUACAUAAAUAAAGUACAAUAUGGAAAAUGCAUCAACCAUACACAUAAUGAAAAAGAAAAACAAAUUGGACAAACAUAAACGCAAAACUACGACAAUGAAAACUAGCUAACAAGAGUGCUAGACCUCCGGUGGCUAAUCACCAUCGCUUCACUUGCUCUCUCUUUUCCUUAUGUCGUGCCUACAUCACCGCCAUCACCAAUUGCUAGUUCGAGAGAUAAAAAAAAAGAGUCAGAAGCUUGAAAAAGAUAUAUUUAACAUAUACCAAACAACAAAUUCACCAGCUUGUACAAUAGAAACUUACAAUAUACUAAAUUAUAAUCCAAAUAAAACUUAACGAAAUAUAUUUGAAUUCGCACCUUGGUAGGUUCAAAGGAAGGGAACGCUAAUGACUAUUCGAUAUGAGAAAGAGAAGCUAACUUGGAGCAUGAAGGAGAGAAGGAAAAGGACCGACGACGUCUGCAAUAUGUAAGAAGGGUGAGGCCAACAAUAUUGAGAAGAGAAAGAAGUUAGAAAGAGGAGGGCAUUUGGCCGACUGAAAUUUAAUGAUGGAAUAGAAGUAGGGUUUUGCA